Molecule: messenger RNA, 1821 nt
Organism: Suillus subalutaceus
Lineage: Eukaryota; Fungi; Basidiomycota; Agaricomycetes; Boletales; Suillaceae
Exons: 3
Coding region: 1-1821 (606 amino acids)
Source: RefSeq, a predicted model, not a curated record
AUGGCGAGACCUCACGAAGAACUCUACGAAUUGUGCGAUUGCCUACGCUCUGUUAGCGUUGGGCUAGACUCAUACGAGCCUGAAUCCCAAGACCUGCCAAUCAUCGACUCAUCAGAAGAAAUGGGUGAAAUUGGUGUAGUAAAGACUCAGAAUCGAGAAGUAUUACCUGGGUUACGGUUUCUACGAGAAGAGGUGAAACGGGACCUGCAAGUUCUCCAAAAGUUUCUCGAUGACCCAGAAUCAACAUCUCUUCCUCCUCUCUCGACCAAUGCACCAUAUCUCGUUGCAGUAUGGCAGGAACUGCUUCAGGCUCGCGGAGCUGUUGCUAUAUAUCGGACAUUCCACACCACCGCUCAUCCUCAGGCCUCCCGUAAGCCCAAGAAUGGCUCAGCCAAAGAGCAUGGCGUCAAGGUCGAUGUGGUCGCUGACAACGGGAGACGUUGGAUCAGAGUCAAUACGAUAAAGAACAGUCGCAUUUUAAUGGAGUUUCGCGAAAUGGACUCGUAUCUUACCAGCUCUGACGAGGACGACGGCGAUGGGCACUCUCCGCUCAAGAAGGAAAAUUUGAUAUCCCAAGAGUUUGACAAUUCCGUGCUGCGCAUGGGUCGUGAACUUCUGGAGGCUGCAAGGGCAAACCCUCAUGGUUUCAACGAGAUUCCUUCAGUUACAAUGCGUCUAACCCGACUGGAUCCUUCCCUCUCCGACACCAACCACGAAACGAGUGAUCCCAGAAUCGCUUACACAAUCGACUGUCUCCAGAGAAUGGGCAUAGAUGUCCAAUUAGGCGAAAGGCAGGACAUCGUAGAGGAGAUGGAAAACACUUCUGCGCAGCCAAUAAUUUUCGAGCCCACCACUCAUAUCAACCUCGAUCUCUCAGCAUUGAUAGCGCUUAUAUCCGAUACCACUCACUCUCAUCUGCCUCGUGAUCCAGAAGAUGCCAACGCACGAUUCAUCCCGCCCCAACGAUAUGUAGAAUGGAAAAAGCAGCGAGUACGAAUGCUUUCCGAUUCUCCAGAUGCAACAAGCACAUGGGAGGACUCCGGAAUUCACUCAAAAGUGUUGGCAGACCAAGCCCAUCAAGAGAUGAAGAAGGGCCUCUUGCAAGAUAUGCACGAUCGCUUGAGAUCCAUCUCCCCUGAUCUGCAAAAUAUCCAAUUCUGGACAACACAAGAGGCUCGCCAACGUUGUCUCCAGAUCGUAUUCAAGAUCGCGGGCACGAGAGAACGUCAGCGCGCCGAAGCACUGCUCUCUUGUUCUAUAUGUUCUCAAACGACUGCCAUACCCACCCAUAAUCAAUUCUGGGUGCAUUCACGAUACCCGUCUAAUUUCAUUCCAUUGAUGCCUGUCAGGUUGUACCCAUCUUCAGAGCCCGAUACCACUUCUCUCGGGUCCUUUCAAUCAAAUCCUUCAUCACCUUUCAUGACGUCCCUUGCCUCGACCUGUUGGAAUAUACUAUCCCAAGAAGAUAUCUCGAGACUUCGGGAAUCACAAAGUCCGCCUAGCCACUCAGCUGCGCCUUACUUAAGUAACGACGAGGGUGAGAUCCCACCGGCAGCAGUUACUUUGGCAAACCCAAAGCUCACGGUCCACACGGUCCAAAGUAUGCUUUGGGGCGCAGCACUUGGAUGGACGACAUUGACCACAAAUAGAUCCAGUGUGAAAGUGCUCCUCAAAGAGAUGAAACGAUCCACUGGAGGUAGCGCGUUGACCUACGAGUUCCCUGAUGGAGACGAGACCGCUCGCGCGUCCAAAGCCGCAAUCUGGAUAGUGAAACCACGGAGCUUAGCUGAAGGAUCACGAUCAGAUUGCUGUAGCGAGUGA